AUGUCUGACGAAUUCGAAAAAAUAAUUGCGGCAAAAGACUUGAAUGUGGAAAUUGCCACAACGAAUAUAAAAAACGUAUUAAAUAAUUUCUAUCACUUGGCACAUUUAAACCAAUCCCAAAAUCAACCCCAAGACCAGAAAAUCAACUCUAUU
Messenger RNA from Ambispora leptoticha, 153 nucleotides. Lineage: Eukaryota; Fungi; Glomeromycota; Glomeromycetes; Archaeosporales; Ambisporaceae. The record is from the annotation of a GenBank genome assembly.